Notechis scutatus (mainland tiger snake) is the source of this 626-nucleotide messenger RNA. The record is from RefSeq and is a predicted model, not a curated record. Lineage: Eukaryota; Metazoa; Chordata; Lepidosauria; Squamata; Elapidae.
GCUGUUGGCAUUCCUGGCGGAUCUCCCGGGACCACCCCCGCCGCGUCCACUCCGGUCACAGGGCAUAAGCGCAUGGUCAUUCCCAACCAGCCUCCCUUGACCGCCACGAAAAAGUCGGCCACACCCAAGCCCAUCCCGGUGACGCCCGUCGGGACCCUGAAGCCGCAGCCCGUCGCGGCACCCUACGCGACGGCCGCCACAUCUACCCGUCCCCCGUUCAAUGUCCAGGCGAAGUCCGCUCAUCCUGCCUCCCACUUCCCACCCUCGGCUCCCCAGUACGGGGGUGGCCUGGCCCCCCAGCCUGCUCCUCCCAUGGGGCCCUACAUGCCGACGCCCCCGCGGGCACCCGAUUACGGUUACGUGCCCCCGCCGGCGAUGGGCUACGGAUCCGCGCCGCUGCCGAGCGCCCCUCAAAGAAGCUGGGAGGGAGCCGAGCCUUCCUACGGGCCCCCUGGAAGCACCUGGAAGCCUGAGCCAGCGUAUCCCCCAGCCGUGGGGCAGUACCCGUCCUCUGGAGCCAGGAAGAGCCACGGCUAUGCCCCAGUGCCAGCCUCUCAGCUGCCCACCUUGCAACCAAAGGUAAGAACCAGGGAGAGAGUUGAACAUGGAUGCAAAAUGGGCAUAUU